AUGGCCUGCCAGACGUGCCGGUCGCAAACAAGGAGCAUGCUGCGCUCUGCCCUCCGCGCCGGCGUGACUGCUUCCUCCCCUGCUGCACGAAACGUCGCCGCGCCCCCCGCCGCCACUGCCACUACGAGAAUAACGACGACAACGAGAACACCGACAGUACGAGGCUUCAGCAGCUCAUCACCGCGUCAUAUUCUUGGUCUCCGCGACUCGUACCGCGUUGUUGGUGCCUCAGAGCGCCUGUUCAAAGUCUGCGCCAAGCCCGCCGACUACCGCAUCACAGACGAGGAGCGCAGACAGGACCUUGUCCAGAAGCGAGACGAUGGCGAGGAAGUUGGCAAAGCAAAAGACCCAGAGAACGUAUGGAAUAACACCUUUGGCCUGCAGCCCUCGUUCAGCACAUGGUCGCACGUCACCAUGCUGCACCUGUACCUGAUCAACGCGCGCCUGCGGUGCUUUGACCGCGACGAGUACCGCAACUGGUCGCAGCAGAUGAUUGACCACUUCUUCUUCGAGUGCGAGAAGAAGAUGCACCUCGACCACAACAUCACCUCGAGCGCCCUGCGCCAGCGCUACCUCAAGGACAUUUUCGUCCAGUGGCGCGGCCUGCUGCUCGCCUACGAUGAGGGGCUCGUCAAGGGCGACGCCGUCCUGGCCAGCGCCGUCUGGCGCAACCUCUUCAAGGGCGACCCGGAAGCCGACCCGCGCGCGCUCGUCGCCAUUGUUGGCUGGAUCCGCGCGAGCCUGGCCGCGCUCGAGGGCACCUCGGACAUGACGUUUCCGCAGCAGGCGGCCGAGAUUCUGGUGAAGCCAGUCGACGUGUUCUGGACGAGGCUCGAGGCGCCGUUCCUGAGCGACCAGGGAGACAAGGCGCCGGCGCCGGCGCAGACGCAGCAGCAGGUCAAGGCGAAGGCGGCCGCGGCCGAAAAGGUGGCUUCUGCUGUUUAG
Molecule: messenger RNA, 945 nt
Organism: Akanthomyces muscarius
Lineage: Eukaryota; Fungi; Ascomycota; Sordariomycetes; Hypocreales; Cordycipitaceae
Exons: 2
Coding region: 1-945 (314 amino acids)
Biological process (GO): mitochondrial respiratory chain complex III assembly
Cellular component (GO): mitochondrion
Source: RefSeq, a predicted model, not a curated record